Ichthyophthirius multifiliis is the source of this 420-nucleotide messenger RNA. RefSeq lists its product as hypothetical. NCBI's taxonomy places the organism in Eukaryota, Ciliophora, Oligohymenophorea, Hymenostomatida. The annotation marks the transcript as partial. Gene Ontology annotation, biological process: mitochondrial translational termination. The transcript has a single exon. Gene Ontology annotation, molecular function: translation release factor activity. The record is from RefSeq and is a predicted model, not a curated record. Gene Ontology annotation, cellular component: mitochondrial large ribosomal subunit.
AUGUUAAGAAGGAUUGUAUUCUUUUUCGCUAAAAAGAAAAAAACAAUCAUUGAAUUAUAAGAAUAACAUCCAGAUAAGGAAUAUUUUAAAAAAUAAUUAGAAAUAGCUUAAAAAAACGAAGAAAUUGAAAGUAUAAAGUUAAACUUAAAAGACAUAGUAAUACCCAUAGACUAAUUAGAAACAAGAUUUUCAAGAAGUUAAGGAGCAGGAGGUUAACAUUUAAACAAAACAAAUAGUAAAGCAGAAAUUAGAUUUAAUAUAGGAAACGCAAAAUGGUUUAUAAACGAAGAUAUAAAAAAUAAAUUCAGAAAAUAAUAUAAAUAAUAUAUAACUUAGGAUGAUUAAUUUGUAAUUACAAGUUAAAUAGGGAGAUCUUAAGAUUAAAAUUUAAAAGAUGCAGUAAAAAAAUUACAAGAUAUG